AUGCAUGAUCCCUCAGCACGCAGGGUACGAUGGUUUUACACAAUUUUCCUUCAAAUUUUUUAAAAAAGUAAUAGGCACAGAAUGAAAAAACAUGCUUUUUCGCUUAAAAUAUAUAAAGUAGCCAAAGAAGCCCAUGCUCGUGCUUGUGGUGUUUUGGGUCCGAAUUAAAAGGUCGUGUUCCAUCUCUAGGUCAGAGUCCUUUGUGUUUUUAUGCUGUUUGUACAUUUUUCAAGUUUAGUUUAUGAAUUCUUGUGCAUAGUUGCUUUCUUAAUCCUACUUGUUGCCGCAUCGUACUCGUUGAAAUGGAAUUACAUAUACAUGCAGUCAAAAACAAGUAGGAGUUGUGUAUAAAAACGAAAGCUCAAAACCAGGCAAUAGCAGUAUCUCUAACAACAACAACAACAUACAUAACUGCCUGUGGAGCGUACGUUGAGCGCGCCAUUAGCUCAAGGUCAAUAGCAACAAAAUGAAUUGAGACUGGGCGUAGAAAUAGCUUGAAAGCAUGUUGUGCUUUGAGUCGGACAAAAUGAACUGGUAUUACCAUGUUUUGGCUAGACGUCCGUAUCUGGUGGUUACUGCCAUCGCCGUUAACUGCGUCGCAUGUAUAAUUGUGGCGCUUUGUUUUAACAAGCUGCCAGACUUCACGGACCCUACCUUGGGAUUCGAGACACGCGGAACGGAGAUUGGCAAACGAUUGACUGCCUGGCACAAUCUACUGCAGGAAUCUGAUCGCAAUGGCGCCUUGUUCUCCAAUCCAUCGGAUUUGUAUCAGAAACGGCAACAAGCCUGCGACCUGUUGUUGUAUCCAACGCAUCGUCGACGAAAGAAUCGCAAUCGAAUGCAUAAAAACAAACGACGGAAGCAGCAGAUGGUGCGCAAACGAUAUGAGCACGAGCAGCGGAAGCUGGAAAUGGUAGACUUUAGCCAACGUCUGAAAGGUGUAGGUGGGACUCAAAAUGAAAAGUGGAGAGGUGAUAGUGGUAUCUUUCGGGACUACGAGAUUACGAAUGAUACCGUUACUGGUUCCGUAUUGGAACCUACUAAACGCAGUGAACACUUCGAGUAUGGGCACAAUACAACAUCUGUGGAUGAGGAAACGCACCGCGAGCGUGUGCAGACAAAGAAGAGUACUUGGUUAUUACUUAAGCAGGCGGCUUCGCUUCCCACCAGCUCCUGGACUGGUGCAGAUGUACGGCAACCAAUUGACGGUUAUUUUUGUGAUGCUUCUUUGCGCAAGGAAUAUGCCCACUUUGUAGUGCAACGCAUUGGCCGAAAUUCGACGAACUCUCUGUUUGAUCUUAAUGGCUUACUGGCGAUGUGUCAACUGCAGGAGCAAAUAGCUGCCGUUCCCAGCUAUGAUGCCUUCUGUGAACUUGAAAAGCUCACCUCUAACUGUUGUCGCCCGUGGUCGCUGCCUAAUUAUGCUGCUCUUCUUGCAAACCGGAGUUCCUGCUUUGAUCUCACCGGUGAGGAUGUAACAGCGCUGCAGUCGCUUCUGCUCAGUUGCUACGACUACUACCACGAUUUGAAAAUGGACGACAACUGCAAUAAGUUUAAUCGCUGCUAUGCUCCUGUUGAGUGCAUGCGCAACAAUAUCGUUUACAAUAUUUUGCAUUUUCUAAGCGACCUAAACUUUAUAAAACCAAAUGAUACCAACGUUUAUUUAAACUAUGCCAUGAUUUUCGUGCCUGUAGUGAAAUCAAACCAUAUGCUAAAAUUAUUUCACGAAUGGGAGAAAGUAGCUUUACGUAACGAACUAGUGGAAGUAGUUGCUAUGGAUUUAGGACUGGAAAAUGAGCUUUUCAAUGAACUUCUGGUCACGGAUGUGUGGCUCGUAGCUUUAGGUGGCAUUUUCGUCAUGACCUGUGUCUGGCUGUAUACCAGCUCCUUGUUUAUCACAGUGAUGUCUUGCCUGGCAAUAUUUUUCUCUUUGGGGCUGGCAUACUUUCUAUACACAUUGGUCCUGGACUUAUCCUUUUUCCCUUACAUGAAUUUGCUGGCUGUCGUGGUCAUAAUUGGGAUUGGGGCCGAUGAUGUGUUCUUGUUUCUAAAGAUUUGGCAGUGUGUAUUAGCCGAACGUUUUACCAAAACGUCAACUUUAAACACUCAAGCGACCCUGCCCACAACUCUUGAGCACGAACACACUGAGACACUGCAGAAUCUGAUGUCCUUGACUAUGCGACAUGCGGCAGCCUCCAUGUUCGUAACUUCCGUCACAACUGCAGGUGCUUUUUAUGCCUCCUACAUAAGCUCCAUCACGGCUAUUAAGUGCUUUGGUAUUUUUUCCGGCACUGUUGUGGUCGCGAACUAUCUUCUCAUGCUCACCUGGUUGCCCGCUUCGGUUUCAAUUAUGGAGCGAUUGUUCGCCAGUUCCAUGACAUGCCAGCAGCAGCUGGACCAAAAGCUUUUGAAUGCCUGCAAGAAGUCAAUUAAUAAAUUUUAUGAGCUCUUUGAAGAUGUCAUCACACAGUUGGUCAUGAACUACGCCUAUUUCUGGCUGCUUAUUUUUGGCGCUCUGGGCGCAUUAAGCGGUGUAAUAGUAUUGUGGUAUCCGGGUCUUCAACUUCCGGAAAAGUCUCAGUUGCAGCUUUUUGUCUCACAACAUCCAUUCGAGAUAUACAACACGCGCCUGAAGCAAGAGUUUUGGUUCGAAAAGCCGCUGCGGGCAUAUGAGAAUUUCAAGAUGCACAUGCGCUUUGUUUGGGGUGUCCAACCUCUAGAUGAUGGCGAUUAUACAAACCCCACUUCUUAUGGCAACCUCUAUUACGACAAUAAUUUUGAUAUCUCAAGUAAGGCAGCGCAGACGUGGCUUUUGGAGUUUUGCCGGAGCAUUCGUCGACAGCCGUUCUAUCAGCACAGUUUUGGAAUACUGCUGCCGAAUUGUUUCAUCGAGAACUUCAUAGAUUUUAUGGAGCGCAGAUGCAUUGAUGGCAUGGAUGACACACAUACCGAUCGUACGCCCUGCUGCGAUGCCCAGUUUCCGUACGAGCCGCACAUUUUUAAACUGUGCGUUCCGCAGAGCAUAUCAGAUAUUUACGAUACGCCGCGUUUCUUUCAACCGGGAGUAGCAGGUCCAAAAUUUGCAGCGCCCGUUACAACUAGCAUCUGCGAAAUGGACGUUAGAGACCAGGAGUUUCUGGAGCUCAAUAGCAGCAGCAAUGGCAACCUCUUAGCCUACAAUGCUACAAUGUCAGCGCCGCCACAGAUCAAAGCGGUGGUUAUUGAGUUUGAAUCGAAUGUCUCGUAUAGCACUAUCUAUACGGAUAUCAAGCAGUUCUACGAAACUGUCGAGCAAUGGUUCCACGAGAGUUUGAGCACAGCACCUAAAGAGCUGCAGAACGGAUGGUUCAUCAGCGAUCUCAACUUUUUUAACGUUCAGGAUACACUACCGCAAGAUACCAUUAUUUCCAUUGCAUUGGCCAUGGGGGCCGCGAUGGUGGUGCUGCUGCUAUUUACACUCAACCUGCUCAUCGCGUUAUAUGCUGUACUCACGGUCUCGCUUACAAUAUUCAAUACGGUCGCUGUUCUUAUUCUACUGGGCUGGAAGCUCAACGUACUCGAGAGCAUAGCGGUUAGUACCGCCAUUGGGCUAGCCGUAGACUUUAGUUUGCAUUAUGGCAUACACUAUCGUCUGUCGCCGUCGAAAGAACGCCUGGCGGCCACACAAUUCGCUCUCUCACGCAUCGUUGGACCCACUGUUAUGGCUGCCUGCACCACUGGAUUCGCUGGGUGUAUCAUGUUAUCGUCCAGCAUACUUCCCUAUAUACAAAUCGGCAUCUUUCUGGUUGUGGUUAUGAUCAUCAGCUGGCUAUACGCGACAUUUUUUUUGAUGAGUUUGCUAAGGAUCGCUGGACCCCAGUAUGGUUUUAUGCAGCUAAGCUGGCGUUGGCCUAAGUGUCGGAAACGACGUCACACUACCAACAGCACUAAAUUCUACGAACGCAAACCGAGCCAAGUGAUUGCCAGUGAACAGCUGUUAACUCCCACAAGCUCUGCUAUUGUGGAGCUGGCCAAUUCGGAAACCCACGAACUGGAGUCUCUGAACUCGAACAGCUUGAUAAAAACAAUUUCGGGUGCAGAGAGCGGACAUGCGCUUGCGCCGCUGCCCUUGGACUUCGAGCACUCCUUUCAGGUGCCAACAGCAAAUAUCGGUGAACGCAAAUAUCAGUCUGCGCUGCUAAAACAGGAACACUAUCCGUCAACUUCACAUUAAGCACCUGGAGAGACUUUCGACUCAAGCAAUUGAAUUUUUUUAACAAGGGGUCGAAACUGCCUAAUAUAUGUACUUGUACCAUUUAACUGUUAUCAUAUGUAUAUGUAGAUACUAGUUAUUUAUAUGCAAAUGUGUAAGCCAUGUGUGAGCUAUUUACUGAAAUAUUUAUUUGUGUGUGUGUACUUAAAUGCUUGUAUUUGUACGCAUUUUUCAAAAGACUAACAAAGUGAAACAUCCUUUUAAUUAUGGACGCUCCCUAUCCGUGGCAACAUGUGACGUCUGAACAAUUAGUUAACUGAAGCAAUUAGCUCCGCGUUGACUUGAUAUGUAUACAUACAAAUGUAUGUAUGUAUAUACACACGUACCAGCGGCAUUAUUAGAUUGUAAGUAGUUGUUAGAUAUACAUAUUUGGAUAAGCCAUAUGUUUGUGUAUGAACGCAUUUUAUUAUAAUCAAGUCUAUUUAUACCGUGCAUGUUUUAUUAGCAGAUAGCCUGAGCGUUCGUUUGUUGAUGACACUAGUAUUAAAUAUCUUUGUAUGUAUAUAGAAGUAUUCAUAAUCCAGUUGUAUACAUAUUUUAGACAUCAAUUGUUGCUAUCCUAACUAUCUAACGUUCAAAGCCAAAAACACAUUCUCCCAUUUGUAACAACCACAUAACUGUGAUACGAAGACGACAAAUUUCAAAACUUGCCACGAUUAAAUGGCAUGAAUAUGAAAACAAAACCUAGACGCAUUGUAUUAACUACAACUGAAACUAUGUACUUCCUUCAUUGAACUUAAAUGUGUUAAAGUGAUUAAAUAAAUGUUAAUUUAAAAUGCCAAAA
Scaptodrosophila lebanonensis is the source of this 5036-nucleotide messenger RNA. RefSeq names its product protein dispatched (gene disp). Gene Ontology annotation, cellular component: membrane. The coding region runs from base 503 to 4213 and encodes 1236 amino acids. The transcript is spliced from 7 exons. The record is from RefSeq and is a predicted model, not a curated record. NCBI's taxonomy places the organism in Eukaryota, Metazoa, Arthropoda, Insecta, Diptera, Drosophilidae.